AUGUCAAAGUUUAAAGUUUCAUUAUUGGUGCCUUCUGUCAAAGAGCUUGCAAAGAAGCCCAACUUACAAGUUCCAGAACAAUAUCUUUAUCCAAAUCAAGACUCUAUUCUUGUAUCGAAUACAACUUCUUUACCACAAGUCCCCGUUAUCGACCUUAGUAAAUUGUCAUCUGAAGAUUCAAUCGAGCUAGAGAAGCUCGACCUUGCAUGUAAAGAAUGGGGCUUCUUCCAGUUGAUUAAUCAUGGAGUUGAUCAAUCAUUGGUCGAAAAUGUGAAGAUAGGUGUUCCGGAGUUCUUAAGUCUUCCAUUUGAAGAGAAGAAGAAAUUAUGGCAAACUCCAGAUGACAUGGAAGGGUUUGGUCAAUUGUUUGUUGUGUCUGAGAAUCAGAAGUUAGAAUGGGCUGAUUUAUUUUUCACUACGACACUUCCAUCCUAUGCGAGGAAUCCUCGCAUAUUUCCAAAUAUUCCCAGGCGAUUAAGAGAUAAUUUAGAAACCUAUUGUUUAGAAUUGAAAAGAGUUUGCAUCACCACCAUCAAACAUAUCGAAAAAGCUCUUAAAGUUAAACCAAAUGAAAUGGUAGAGAUAUUUGAUGAUAUAGCUCAAACAAUGAGAGUGAAUUACUACCCUCCAUGUCCACAACCAGAAAAUGUUAUUGGACUAAAUCCUCAUUCUGAUGCUGCUGCCUUAACCAUCCUACUCCAAGCCUGUGACGUUGAAGGCCUGCAAAUAAAAAAAGAUGGACAAUGGAUUCCUAUUAAACCACUCAUCAAUGCUUUUGUCAUAAACGUCGGAGACAUUUUGGAGAUACUGACCAACGGAAUUUACCGGAGUAUCGAGCAUCGGGCAACAGUUAACUCACAGAAAGAGAGGAUUUCAAUUGCAUCAUUUCACAAACCUCAAAUGAGCAAAGUUAUAGGUCCAACACCAACACUUGUUACUCCUGAAAGGCCUGCAUUGUUCAAAACAUUUAGUGUAGAAGAUUACUACAAAGCGUAUUUUUCUAGACGUCUACAGGGGAAAUCAUGCCUGGAUCUUAUGAGAAUCUAA
Vicia faba (fava bean) is the source of this 1047-nucleotide messenger RNA. Lineage: Eukaryota; Viridiplantae; Streptophyta; Magnoliopsida; Fabales; Fabaceae. The record is from the annotation of a GenBank genome assembly.